CCUUAAGGAAUCAAGUAGUGCCGCACUGAGUUGACCUGUAGUCUUUGUUCAUUUAGACACAAAAGGCCAAGCCAACCAACGGUGGAAGCCUCAACAACUUAUCAAAUCCCAGGAACUAACAGUCUUCUGUUGGAUUUUUCAUUUUCCCCAACCACCUAUGACCUCCUGUUUACCCAGAUAAAUACCGCAAAGCUGGGAUUGCUCUCCCCUGGCAACCAUGGGAGACUUGGAUCGUAGCUCUAGUGGCAGGGGUAGGAGGCAAGACACCAAAGAGGAAAGAACUGAUCAGGAUACUAAGGUGGAAUUCUCUGAGGAUGAGGAGAUGCUCAUUGCCAGAAUGUUUAACUUGAUCGGGGACAGGUGGUCUCUGAUUGCUGGUAGAAUCCCCGGAAGAACAGCAGAUGAGAUCGAGAAGUACUGGACUUCAAGACGUAGCUCACAGUCGACACACAACCAAAGAUGAACCUCCGGAGUCCGGACCCUGGUGGUGUAAAAGAGCUCCUUUUCAAGACGUAGCAGCGUUGUAGACAAAACAUGAACAUCAUGGAUAAGACACAGAUGUAGCAUGCUGUCAUGAAGAAACAGAGUUUCAUCGGCUGCAGUUGUUCUUAACUCCAUCUCAUGAUUGUCUAAUAAUUUCGUGCAAGUUUUACUCUCUUCUUUCCUUGUUGCAUUGAGCCGGAACCUGUUUUCUGUAGACUUGUACAACAUGCAAAAAUCACUACUUUGUCUUGUGGGUUAA
Molecule: messenger RNA, 742 nt
Organism: Theobroma cacao (cacao)
Lineage: Eukaryota; Viridiplantae; Streptophyta; Magnoliopsida; Malvales; Malvaceae
Product: MYB-like transcription factor ETC3
Biological process (GO): regulation of DNA-templated transcription; cell differentiation
Cellular component (GO): nucleus
Molecular function (GO): transcription cis-regulatory region binding
Source: RefSeq, a predicted model, not a curated record